Molecule: messenger RNA, 628 nt
Organism: Onychostruthus taczanowskii (white-rumped snowfinch)
Lineage: Eukaryota; Metazoa; Chordata; Aves; Passeriformes; Passeridae
Product: translation initiation factor IF-2-like
Exons: 3
Coding region: 1-519 (172 amino acids)
Source: RefSeq, a predicted model, not a curated record
AUGGGUGCUACGGAUGGCACGCGGUGCCCGGGGAAGGGGGCGAAGAGCGGGGCCCGAUGUGCCCGCUCGCCGAUCGACUGUCGGAUCCGCUACCCGGCGGCUGCCGCCCGCCAGCCGAGUGCGCGCAAGGCGAGAGCCGAGGCUGUGCCGGCGCGGCGGCGUGCGACACCCCUGCGGCGGGGAUGGCGGAGACGGGGCGGGGGGCGGGAGCGGGGGGGCAGCCCCUCGGCGGCCGGGCCGGAAAGCUGGAGCGACCGAGUCCCUAAGGACAAGGCAGGUUGCCCACGCGAAAGCACGGAGUGUGAACCCCGGGAGGACAUCUUCUGCCCUCUGCCCCUGACCCGGGCGUUCCCAGCGCCGCGCUUUCCGCGGGGCUUUCGACGAGCCCCGGGCACCGGACUGGGCUCCGCCGGGGGCGGUGGGGCACCGCGCUCCCCCCAAGGAGCCGCGCUGGGAGGUAGGAUGCGCCGGGGAAGAGCUCGACAUCAGCGAGACGAGAGCCGGGAAAAGGGCUUUUAAGGAAAUUCUCCCUCGGUGAUGUGAGGUAGAGUGGAAGGGACGGAGCCCCUCUGCUCCGGGAGGGAGAGACCUAUCCGCACACGCAGAUCAGGUCAUCGCAGUGCAGCAG